Molecule: messenger RNA, 5068 nt
Organism: Diorhabda carinulata
Lineage: Eukaryota; Metazoa; Arthropoda; Insecta; Coleoptera; Chrysomelidae
Product: facilitated trehalose transporter Tret1-like
Exons: 2
Coding region: 68-1444 (458 amino acids)
Biological process (GO): transmembrane transport
Cellular component (GO): membrane
Molecular function (GO): transmembrane transporter activity
Source: RefSeq, a predicted model, not a curated record
AAAUGAGAAAUGUCAAUUGAUUUACUAAAAGCGCGUGUUGUUCAUUUAAAUCAUUAUUUUUCUAAACAUGAAUAGAAAAUCCCAUAGAAAUUAUAACUAUUUAUAUUUUUCUGUUGUAACGGCAAGCUGUCUGUUCAUAUCAUCAGGAAGCUGGGUGGUAUGGAUUUCUCCAAUAAUACCAAAAUUUUUAUCGAAUGAUACAUCGAUAAAUCCACUUGGCGCAUCAAUAACUGUUCUACAAGUUUCAGCGUUGCUUUCUUUAAGUCCGAUUGGAAUCAUUGUUGGAACGAUAUGCCUUGGAAAAUUACCAGAUAUAAUUGGAAGAAAAGCCACGUUAAUAAUUGUAGCAGCAAUUGUAACAAUUGUAGAUGUAGCAUUAUAUUUUGCUAGAUACCUCUAUCAGUUUAUCAUAUUUCUUUUAAUGAAAGCAGUUAUUCAAGCUCUUUGUUUGGUUACGUUGCCCUCAUAUGUGGCCGAAAUAGCCGAUGAUCACAAUAGAGGCAGUUUGGGGAGCUUAUUAUCAGUAAUGUUAAUUUUAGGACAACUCUACGCUUACGGUUUGGGUAUCGUUACUUCGGUUAAAUCGUUUUUUCUGUUUUGUAGUUUACCUUCGUUUGUGGUAUUUGUUGUUAGUCCGUUUAUACCGGAAUCGCCGAUUUAUCUAUCGAUAAAAAAAGAUGAAUUUGCCGCAGCGAAAGUGUUGAAGAAAUUAGGUAGGACAAUUAAAUUACGUAAUAUUGAUGAAAAUCAGCAUAUGCUUCGUACAUACAAUCCAUCCACGACAUUAACUUGGAAAAGUCUCAUUUUUGAUAGACCCACUAGAAAAGGAUUCAUAUUGAACCUGGGAAUUAUAAGUUUUUUUGAUCUUUCUGGAAUCCUAGUCGUUAUAGGCUUUAUGCCUACUAUUUUUAAAGAUGUUGGUGGUAGUUUAGGACCAGAAGUGUUAGCUUUCAUAGUAAUGGCAAUUAAAUUACUUGUCACCAUUUUGGCUAUCAAUGUAAUAGAAAAAUUAGGUCGUCGUCCGAUGAUACUCACAGGAUUUUUCAUUUGUGGUUGUUCUAUGUUCGUCUUAGGUAUUUUUUUUUAUUUUAAACAUAAUGGAUACGUAUUAACGCAAGUAGUAAAAUUAAUACCAUUAAUAACCGUGUUGUGUUUCGUUGUUGCAUCUGCGAUGGGUAUCAGCCCAGUAUUAUUAGUAUUAAGAGCGGAAUUAUUACCCAACGAAUUGAGAUCUUUGGGUUCUAGUUUGUCUCAAUUUUUCGGUACUAUCAUUGCUGGAAUUCUAAUGUUUUGUUAUCCUUUAAUGUCAAGUUAUUGGGGUAUGUACUACUGCAUGUUUAUUUUCAGUUUCAUUUGCUUCUGUGCUUUUGGUUUCUUAUAUCUAUUAUUACCUGAAACUAAAGGUAAAAGUUUCAGUGAAAUUAGAAAAAUAUUGGAUGGAUAGUUAUUAUUGCAACAAAUGAAUUUUUCAUCUAAUUAGUGAGUUCAAUCCAUUUUUGAAAUCUCCGUAAAAUUUUAGUAUACUUUUGUCUGAAAACUUUUUUCAAAAAAUGCAUACUUUUUAAAUUAAUAAUUUUUAUGUAAAAAAAUUUGACCCUUACAGACCUUUAUAAAUUAUUUUUUUACGAGGAUACCCUUAAAGAUAUGAAAAUGGUUUUUGUUCGGUUGCUUUAAGCAAGGUAAGACGUAUUUGGAUCUAUGUUAAGAAAGUUUUUAUUUUAUACAAGGUGUGUAUAAAAAGUGCUCAAAGUUUAUCUUCAUAAAAAUCAAACUUCUUAAUUUUUUCAAAUAGAACCACCCAUUUUUUUCUAUUUUAAUGCAUUCAGGAGUAAAAAAUAAAGCAAAUUCAUGUAUACUUUUCUAUACCUAAACCUUACCGUUAUCCAGAUAUUAAAUGUUUUCUAUAAAUUAUAUAAAUUGAGUGAGAAGAUUAUAUAAAUUUGCUUUCAAUAAUUGGUGAAUGUGACAAGAACUUUAUUUGCUGCAAGAUACGACGACCAAACUCCCAUACUGUUAGAAGAAUCCUCAACAAUUUGAAACGAUACGGUUCAUCUCAAGUUAAUCGAAUUAAACCAGUUAUUGACCCGCAUCUGCAUCUCUAAAAAUUUACAGUUAAACUUUGAACACUUUUUAUACACACCCUGUAUAAAAUCAAAAAUUUUUCAGCAUAUAUUCAAAUACGUCUGACCUUGCUUAAAGCAAACGAACAGAAACCAUUUUCAUAUCUUUAAGGGUAUCCUCGUAAAAAAAUAAUUUAUAAGGAUCUACAACCAGGUCAAAUUUUUUACAAAAAAAUUGAUAACUCAAAAAGCAUGCAUUUUUCGAAAAAAGUUUUUAGACAAAACUAUAUUAAAAUUUUACGUAGAGUUCAAAAAUGUAUCAAUAUAUAGGGUGUUUUAUUCAAAAUAACAAAGUUACAGUCGAUUUUUGGCAGAACCGGAAAUCGGCAAUCUUUGAAAAUGUUUUAGUUGAAUCGUAUCCAAAAAUUUUCAUAAUUUUACUAUAAGUAUUUUGCCAUAUACAGACAGUUUUAACCCGUCGUCGGACACCCUGUAUAGUGUGGUUUAUUUAGACUGGAAACAGAUAUACAGUAGCCGAACAAUAUUCUUUCCAUCGAUUUAUUCCAAACUUUCUAAACUUUCUGGUUCCCAUUGUAGCAUUGAACGAAAUAUUUUAUAAUUUACUCUUUCUGAUACAUUUUAUUCACAGUUUUUUGAGCUCUUCACUACUCACAGUUCAUACAUUAACUGUUUGUAUUUUUGUCAACUUUUAUUCACAUUAUCCACCUUUUAUUUUCAUCAUCGUUUCUACCACAUACUUCAUCAGAAUGGAAUUAAAUGAUAAUAAAAUUAAAGGCAAGACUGUGAGAAAAAAAUAUUGGAAACUAUGAGAAGUUUGACACUGGUACGCAAAAAAGCGAUUUAGGCGACACUCCUACAAGCCAUUGACAAAAAACUGAAUACGAAAUUGGAUUUUUCUCAGUAAAAUCUUAAAGUUAAUAGCAUUAGCUUGAAACUGAUCGGUAACCACCCUUUUUUCAUGCUUGUUUACAAUAAUGCUAACCAGAAGUAAUUGACUAUGAUAGGUUAUCUAUUUGACCCACCACCAUCAAACGUGAUAAUAGACACAAGUGAUAAAGCUGCUCAAGCGGUCAUCCAUCAAGUGGCGAGUGCGCUGAACAUCAGUCAGUCUGCAGAGUUUACCGUCGUUAUCAAUAGAGUCGUAACUUUCAUCGAAGAUGCUGUUCCAGAAGAAAAAGGUGCUUAUUCGAGAGAACAGACCGAUUCAUUGUCAUCACAUCGCUGAGAAAACGUGCCCUCACUGGUGUUCAUGUCUAACAAGAGUUCAAAGAAACGCGAAGACUGACUAUGAGUUACUGGAUAGUCAGAAGAAGACUUAAGGCAGCUAAACUUGAGCCCACCGAGCAGCCCGUCAAUGAUUUGCCAUAGAACACGAUAAUUGGACCCCCGUUUCUUUUCAGACGAAGCGGGGGGAUUAACAGCGAACCUAACACAGAAGAAAUCCCAGGGGAUGUCAGUUUUAUCGGCGGAAACUUCAUCCUAAUGCAGAAAAAUGUUGGUAAAUGAUGUCGAAAUUGUCGUUAUGGAUUAGCCAGCGCGUAACCUGGACCACAAACGACGCUUACUGAAGAAUUGGAUCAAGUAAAUAAACUUAUUCAAUUCAUGAAAAAGCGAUCAAGAAACACACACAUCAGAAAUUAUCAAUCAAGAUAAAGUGACAAUCGACUUCAAUCGGCUUCAAUGGAUAUAAGGCGACAAUAUCUGACAAAGGUAAACGCCAAAACAGCCAAAUAUAUAAGAAUUGGUGUGAUUCGACCUCAAGCGACGUCAAUAAACAUCAACAUAAAGUGACAAUCGAUCUUAAUCGGCUUCAAUUGAUGUAAGGCGACAAUAUCUGACAAAAGUAAACGUCAAUACAGCCAAAUAUAUAAGAAUUGGUGUGAUUCGACCUCAAGCGACGUCAAUAAACAUCAACAUAAAGUGACAAUCGAUCUUAAUCGGCUUCAAUUGAUAUAAGGCGACAAUAUCUGACAAAAGUAAACGCCAAUACAGCCAAAUAUAUAAGAAUUGGUGUGAUUCGACCUCAAGCGACGUCAAUAAACAUCAACAAACGAUCUCAUUCGGUUUCAAUGGAUGUAAAUCGACAAAAUCUGAGAUUAUCAUAAGUCAAUACAUCCAAAUAUAUAAGAAUUAAUGCGAUUCGACUUCUUUACUGUUAAUUAUUAUAACACUUUUAAUUGUUUACAAUUCCUUUUCGUUUGAUACUUUUUCUAUACAAAAAAAUAACUUAUUAACAGCAUAAACUAGACAUAACAAAGCUAAGACUAAUUGCUUUAAGAUGCUAAAAUCAGAAAAAGUAAUUUUACCACCGUUGAAUGGUCAUAAUAAUAUUUACCUCAAACAAGUUGAGAUUUGAAACUUGUUUGCAAUUUAAAAGAUAAAAAUUUUUCUAAAUUUAGUGAUGCUUUUCAAAUAUUUAUAUAAAUUAUUGGUAAUUCACAGCAGAUGGAUUAGCGUUAGCUAGAAAACUCCAUCCACGUCAGAAUUUGAUAUCCACAUUUUAGAUCCAUUAAGAAUGUAAUAGGAACCGUCUUUUUUGGCGGUGACGAAUGCAUCUGACCCGGAUGAUGGCUCUGAUAAAGCGAAACUUGUUUACGCGUUCUUUCCAAAAUUUCCAUAAUCACUUUUUUUUCUCACGAGUAUACAUGCUUCCAUUCUAAUUAAAUCACGUUAAAGUCUUGGAUAUCCAAUGGAAAACAUCUACAUUUUUUCAUUUAUUAGCUACGAUCUCUACAAUUUAACUUUUUAUCAAUAUAUUGAAAGAACUAUACACAAUGGCAACACUGUUUGUUAGGGUUCAUAGUGACAAUGACUAAUUGUCCAAUAACCUUACAUUUUGUGAUCAUGAGGCACUCAACCCACAUAUUCUCGUGUAAAAAGAAAGAGUAUAUAUACGGUAUAUAAAUAGAAAAAUAACAAUUCAUCAUUGCGUGUUAUUUUGUAAACAAAUGUACAUUAGAAAAAUGAAAUUAUAUGUUUACGUGUUA